ACAGUUUGUUCUCUCAUCAGAAACUGAUUAAUUUAAUUAAUAUUAAAAUUGUUCCAUAAUGACGGUGACCUACACCUCCAGUGUGAGCACUUCGAGUGUUGUGAGCAAUUUCCUUGGCUUGCUGGUCAGGUGGCGCGGCAGUAUCUACAAGUUGGUGUGGCGGGAUCUGUUGAUGUUCUUAGGAAUGUACACCAUGCUGGCCAUAAUCUAUCGCCUACUAAUUAAUGAAGAGGCAAAAAAGUUAUUUGAGGCAAUUGCUCUUUAUUGCGGAAAUAAUACCUCACUCAUUCCGCUGUCCUUUGUGCUGGGAUUUUACGUCUCAAUUGUGAUGAAGCGCUGGUGGGAGCAAUAUACCACCAUUCCCUGGCCGGAUCCCAUUGCCAUUUUGGUCACCACCAGUAUCCAUGGCUUUGACGAUCGAGCCAGGGCCAUGAGGCGAACGAUCCUGAGAUACGUGUGCUUGUGCCAGGUGAUUGUCUUCACCAUGAUCUCUCCGCGCGUGAAGCGGCGCUUUCCCACCUAUGACCAGAUAAUUGAGGCUGGCUUCUUGCUGGAGAACGAAAAGAGCAUUAUAGACAACCUGGACUUGGCCUUUCCCCAUUAUCCGAAGCACUGGAUGCCUAUUGUCUGGGCGGCCAGUAUUGUGAUGCGGGCCAGGAGGGAGAACAAAAUCCGGGACGAUUACGCCGUAAAGUCCAUCAUCGAUGAGCUGAACAAGUUCCGCGGUUACUGCGGCUUCCUGCUGUACUACGACUGGGUCAGUGUCCCGCUGGUGUACACCCAGGUGGUAACCCUGGCCGUCUACUUUUUCUUCCUGUUCAGCGUACUGGGACAGCAGUGGACAGAGCAGAAGGAGGAAGAGGAUGGAUUUAGUGUGGUCAAGUGGUUCCCGAUCCUCACCAUCCUUCAGUUUUUCUUCUACAUGGGCUGGCUCAAGGUGGCCGAGAGCCUGAUCAAUCCCUUUGGAGGGGACGACGACGACUUUGAGCUCAACUGGAUUAUCGAUCGAAAUAUUACGGUUUCGUACUUUAUUGUGGAUGGGAUGCAUCAGGAACAUCCCGAGCUGGUCAAGGAUCAGUACUGGGAUGAGGUCUUCCCCAAUGAACUGCCGUACACUGUGCAGGGCAUGCGAACCAAUCCGCCAGAGGCCUCGACUGCCAACAUGGAACCCGCAAAGGCCCCGAAACGUCGUGGAUCUCUUUUGUCCACCCCACCCAGUGGUGUUCGUUUGCCGGAUUUAAAUAAUUCCUUCCUGGGCAGACUCUCCGUCAGCAGAAGCUACACGGACUCGUAUACCGUGCAGGAGACUCCUUCCCAAGUUACCUUUAGUGGUCGGUCUACUGUAUCGGAACGAACUGACAUUCAAAGUUCAGUCGGAACUUCGCAAUCCACAAUUGAUUUCAAUGAGCUUAUUGAGCAGCGUCGUCGGGAGCGAAGGGACCGAAUGCGUCACCGCUUCCUAGACAUAAAGACCACCCAGCUGCUAUACGAUCCCUCUGGAACACCCUACAAGAUCACCGUGCUGCGUCCUCCGUCCGAGGAAGUUAUUCCGGAGGAGGAAAAUGAGACUUCCGAAGCGAACACGCCAAGGCCGAAGAAGUCAGAUUAA
Messenger RNA from Drosophila kikkawai, 1609 nucleotides. It is a transcript of the gene Best4, whose product is annotated as Bestrophin 4. NCBI's taxonomy places the organism in Eukaryota, Metazoa, Arthropoda, Insecta, Diptera, Drosophilidae. The record is from RefSeq and is a predicted model, not a curated record. Gene Ontology annotation, molecular function: chloride channel activity.